This is a messenger RNA of Amphibalanus amphitrite, 3758 nucleotides long. RefSeq names its product ubiquitin carboxyl-terminal hydrolase 2-like. Gene Ontology annotation, molecular function: cysteine-type deubiquitinase activity. The record is from RefSeq and is a predicted model, not a curated record. Gene Ontology annotation, biological process: protein deubiquitination. Gene Ontology annotation, cellular component: cytoplasm. NCBI's taxonomy places the organism in Eukaryota, Metazoa, Arthropoda, Thecostraca, Balanomorpha, Balanidae. Bases 689 to 2983 code for a protein of 764 amino acids. The transcript has 11 exons.
ACCGUCACCAACUGCAAUGGGAGGAGAGUGGCUCUGGGAAAAGGCGCCGCCAGGGCUCAGGGAAGAUCGACCGGAGAGGAAAGCACAAGGCCAAGAGGGCGGGCAGCGCUCGGGGCCGUCGCUCAAAGUAACUUCGGGGUGCUUUGGGGAGGGAGGGAGUGUCAGCUCCAUGUCGGCUUGUUCAUGGUUAGAUAUAUUGACAAAUAUAUGCUCAUCGUGUCUGCUAUUUUUGUGUAUGUUGGUCCGGGGAGCUUUUCUGACCAGUGUAGGUGUCUGAAAGUGAAUCUGAUACUGUUUGGAGGAUCAAAUAUGCCACAUAAUGCUGUCAUCGUGAGACUAUUAUGAGUUAUUCUCAUACAAUGGAUUAGCGGAGUGAUGAGUGUCAGACACCCUCUGGAGUACCAGAGUGUCUCUGAUGUGGCCCAGCUGGAGAUGACACGGCGCUGGUGUCUGACGGCCGAGUGUGGUGCCGGUGGUGGCGGGGCGUCUAUUUCUGUGCUGGCAGCCGAGCCGCCCGUGUCGCGCCGCGCCGCUCCUCCGCCGGUCUGUCGGCAGUGUCCGCGGACAGGGCUGAGAGCCGAGCCGAGGUGACCUGAGCGGUGACGGCGGUCAGCGGCCGACAUGGGUGACCCGUACCGCCGACCGGACCAGAGCACUGAGAGGCUGCCGACGCCGGCGGCGGCGCGGAAUGCCCUCUAGUGCGGGCGAAGUGUCCCUGUCGCGACUCAGCGCCUACUCACCAGCCACCAUGCCGGUCACAUCGCGGUUCUCCUACUCUUCAACGUCGUCCUACUCGCCGCGGUCGUACGUGCACCGCGCCACGAGUCUGGAGCGCGGCUCGUACUCGCCGCUCUCCUCCAAACACUCGUCUGUGUACUCAUCCUACAGCAGCUCUUCGUCGAGCUCUGCCCCAAGCCGACCGCCGCUGCCGUCUGCGUCCAUCGACUACCGCCGGCGCUAUGACAUCGGCUCGAGAACGACCUCCUCCUCUCGGCGGGAGACGGCUCCGUUUGAUAUGGACUCCCUGGGAAAACUCACAGAGGCCAGGAAGUAUCUCAUGGAGCGCCGCGCCGCAGAGGCCCAGCCGAGCAGUCCAUCUCGACCGCGCUACUCUCGCACUGAGAGCCGAGAGGUGACCGGCCGCUCCACCCUCGACCUACCCAGCCGGUCAGCUCGCGGCUCGAUCGCCGGCUCGACGAGUCACUCUCGACAGGAGAGUGUCGAACGCGUAUCGGAUCGUAUCCUCAACUUUGAGUCUCGCUCCAGCUCUGGGUAUGGCUCGAGCAGCGGGGCAGCCAGCCCGGCGUCGACCCGGCGCCGGUCCGAGCGCGUCGUGCCGAUCGUCCUGGACAGCGACCGACGUCCGUCCACUGAGGUCACCGAGCGGCGGCCGUCCGUCUCUGAGCUGCGCCGGCAGUUCGACGCCGUGGUAGCCGCCACUUCCUCCGCCGCCGCGGGCUCAUCUGCAGCAGUCAGCUCUGACGACGACUCGAGCUCAACGCUCUCCUCCAGCUCCCAGUCCGCUGUUCCGGUGAAGGAGUCGAGAAAGACGACCAGCGCGCCGGCGCCGCCCUCACCACCGCCGUCCCCACCACCGGCACCAGUGGUGACUGCACCAACACCAGCACCAACCCCGGCACCAGCGACACGGGUGGUCGGGGGACGGACCGCCGAGCCGGAGCGACCUGCCUCACCAGUCGCCCAUAAACUCACCAAUGGACUCACCAAUGGGCUCACCAACGGACUCACCAACGGACUCACCAAUGGCCAUCAUAAGGAGCGGCCGAGUGGGGAGAAGGAGGUUAGUUCGGUGUCGAGUCGCCAGUCGUCGCUGCUGUCGGAGCCCGCUCUGCGCCGUCAGAGGACAGAGAGCUCCGACUCCAGCUCAGCCAGCACCUCUCCCGCCGCCGAGAGGCCGACGGAGACCGCCCCCGUCCAGUACGGGCCGCAGGACGGCCUGACCGGCCUGAGGAACAUCGGAAACACGUGUUUUAUGAACUCGGUGCUGCAGUGCCUGAGCAACACCCGCGCUCUGCACGACUACAUCCUGCGAGACGGGUUCGCCUCCGAAGUCAACACCACCACCUCCAGCAUGAAGGGCGCGCUCAUCCAGGCGUUCGCCGACCUGAUGCAGGACCUGUGGAAGAAGUCGGACGAGACGGACAGGGUGGUGACCACGGCGCCGUUCAAGUCGCAGAUCCAGCGGUUCGCGCCGCGCUUCAUGGGCUACCAGCAGCAGGACGCCCAGGAGUUCUUAAGGUACCUUCUAGAGGGGCUGCACGAGGACGUCAACCGUGUCACGUCUCGGCCGAGGCCCAUCACGGAGGAUAUCGACGACAACCUCAGUGACAGUCAGAAGGCGAUGGAGUCCUGGAAACGGUUCAUGAGGUUCGACAACUCCAAAUUCGUCGACCUGUUCGUCGGACAGCUCAAAUCCACUCUUCGGUGUACCGUAUGUGGCCACGCGUCCGUCACCUUCGACCCGUUCUGGGACCUGAGUCUGCCGAUCCCGGCCAAGACGGGCCAGGUGCGCCUGCAGGCCUGCUUCGACCUCUUCACCAAGGAAGAGGUGCUGGACGGCGACGAGAAACCGACUUGCGCCAAAUGUCAGAAGCGGCAGAAGUGCACCAAGAGUUUCGCCAUUCAGAAGUUCCCACGCAUCCUUGUGGUGCAUCUGAAGCGAUUCUCACCCCAGGAGCGGUACCGAGGCAAACUGAACAGCGUGGUCGACUUUCCGCUCUGCGGCCUGGACCUGUCCGCCUACUCGGAGGGGCAGGGCUCCUGCAAGUACAGCCUGUACGGGGUGGCCAACCACUCUGGUACGCUGUACUCAGGCCACUACACGGCCUACUGCCGCCACCCGUACUCGUCCGAGUGGCACGAGUACAACGACAGCAGGAUCCGCACCACCUCGAUGCGCUCAGUGGUCAGCAAGGAGGCUUACGUGCUGUUCUUCGAGCUGGCCGGCUCUCCGGGCCUCUAACCGGCCGACCGGUGCCUCUCCCGCCGCGCCCUCCCUCGCAGUGUCGGCUCGAACUGUGCGUCUUUCAGUCAGGGGCGGCGCGGCGGACGGUGCGCGUGCGUCGACGGUCGAGUGUGUGGGCCGUCGACGGUUGUGUGUGGGCCGUCGAUGCCGAUACGAUGGUGGCGGAGUGGGUGGGAGGUCGUCGAUGAUCGUCAGUCCUCGUCGAUGGGUGGACUGUGGGAUGACGAGGUUGGAGGCGACGCGAUGUUACCUCUUGCCGGUGGCGGAGUGGAUGGGACUAGUGCCGCCGGUGUUAUGAGCGUGUAUUCACAGUGAUAAGAGUGAGUGCGGCGGGUGUCGGUAGCCGCUGUGUCGAUUGGCGGUGAACUGCGGCCGCCGCCCAGUAGGUAGUUUUACUGGCACCGCUGUGUGGCGCCAGUGUCGUAUGAGCUCGUCCCGCGCCCCCUGGGAGCGUUUUGGUCACCAGUGGUUCGAACCGCGGCCGCCAGGUGCCGAGGACUGUCCCAAGUGCGAGGGACGGCAGUGGUUGUGUUUAUCACCCCCAGAUGGCUCCCCAGUCGCUGCUGGUCCCCUGGCGUCCGCCCGCCUGCUGUCUGGUCGGCGAGCGGACCCCUCGGCGGAGCCUGCGGGACCGGGGCGGAGCCCCUCCCGUGAUCUAGUCGACAUUUGUAGUGCAGACCGCGUGCGAGAAUCGUGUGCAUGUCCGUGUGGUGAACACUAUAUUAGUGGCUUCACACCGAGUGCAAAAUAUAUAACCGUCGUGUUUCUACUG